AUGACGUGCACUGCCAAGAAAUGUGGGAUUAGGUUUCAGCCUCCAGCUAUUAUCCUAAUCUAUGAGAACGAAAUGAAAGGGAAAAAUCGCCAGCGCAUCAUGCCUGUCCGGAACUUUUCAAAGUUUUCAGAUUGCAACAGAGCUGCUGAACAAUUAAAGAAUAAUCCACGCCACAAGAGUUACCUGGAACAAGUGUCCCUGAGACAGCUGGAGAAAUUAUUCAGUUUUUUACGAGGUUACUUGUGGGGGCAGAGUUUGGCCGAAACAAUAGAACAGUUUCAACGGGAAACAACCAUUGAUCCUGAGGAAGACCUGAACAAGCUAGAUGACAAGGAACUUGCCAAAAGGAAGAGCAUCAUGGAUGAACUUUUUGAGAAAAAUCAGAAGAAGAAGGAUGAUCCAAAUUUUGUUUAUGACAUACAAGUUGAAUUCCCACAGGAUGAACAGCUGCAGUCCUGUGGCUGGGACACAGAGUCAGCUGAUGAGUUCUGA
Messenger RNA from Pipistrellus nathusii (Nathusius's pipistrelle), 492 nucleotides. Lineage: Eukaryota; Metazoa; Chordata; Mammalia; Chiroptera; Vespertilionidae. The record is from the annotation of a GenBank genome assembly.